ACACCUUCACUAGAGAAGGCAAAAAUUGAGAGAGGAGAGAGAAAAAAAGAAAGUUGAAGGAGACGAGGCCACCCAUUCCCCCUAGAAAAGAUGGUGGGAAAAGUUCUUUUUGUACAUACUGCGAUGAUGGUGAUGAUGAUGAUGAUGCCUGCAAUCUCCAACAAGAACAACGACAAAUCCAUUCCUCCACUCACGUUGCAGUGACGGCCCAUGAAGAAACAGCAAGUGGAUAUACAUGGAGAAGAAUUGCGGGUGUUGGGCAGCAUUCAAGCGAGGUGUUAAGGGAGUCUGCAAGUCAUCAGCUUCCAGAGACUCAGCUAACGCUCUCCCUCGGACCAGUCUUGUUUAUGACGCAGCCACAGAGACCCGAUACCUGAAUGCCAGCAACCGGGAACUCUCUGUUCCCCAUGAAGUUCAGCUCUCAAGUGAAAAUCCUGGUCCACCACCAUCAGAAAAGAAAGAUUCUCGCCAGUUGCUUCAGUUUACUUUUCAGGAGCUUAAGGCUGCAACUGGAAACUUCAGACCUGAUAGUAUUCUUGGGGAAGGUGGGUUUGGAUAUGUAUUCAAAGGUUGGAUAGAAGAGAAUGGGACAGCGCCUGCUAAGCCUGGCUCGGGCAUCACAGUUGCAGUCAAAAGUCUGAAGCCUGAUGGUCUUCAGGGCCACAGAGAAUGGGUGGCUGAGGUUGAUUUCCUUGGACAACUCCACCAUCCUAACCUUGUAAAACUUAUUGGCUACUGCAUUGAAGAUGAUCAACGGCUUCUUGUUUAUGAAUUUAUGACCAGGGGAAGUCUUGAGAACCAUCUCUUUAGAAGGACCCUACCUCUUCCAUGGUCUAGCAGAAUUAAAAUUGCCCUUGGUGCAGCUAAAGGGUUGGCUUUUCUCCAUGGAGGACCUAAGCCUGUAAUUUAUAGGGAUUUCAAGACAUCCAACAUUUUGCUUGAUUCGGAGUACAAUGCAAAGCUUUCAGAUUUUGGCCUUGCAAAAGCUGGUCCCCAGGGGGACAAGACACAUGUUUCUACAAGGGUUGUUGGUACAUAUGGUUAUGCUGCUCCAGAAUAUGUGAUGACAGGACACUUGACAUCUAAAAGUGAUGUUUACAGCUUUGGUGUUGUGUUACUUGAGAUUUUAACGGGUAGAAGAUCAAUGGACAAGAACCGACCCAGUGGGGAGCAAAAUCUUGUUGCCUGGGCCCGACCACAUUUGGCAGACAAGCGAAAGCUUUACCAGCUAGUGGAUCCUCGGUUGGAACUUAACUACUCCAUUAAAGGGGUGCAGAAGGUUGCUCAGUUAGCUUACUACUGCCUCAGCAGGGACCCUAAAACUCGCCCAUCCAUGGAUGAAGUUGUAAAGGGUCUGACCCCAUUGCAGGAUCUCAAAGACUUUGCAAUCUUAACAUAUCAUUCCCGUUCAUCUCAACAAGCUCGACGAAAGAAAAAACCUGAUGGGCCCCGGCAGCUCACCUACACCCAAUCUAGAAGCAUCAGGGACUCUCCAUUGAAUACGGCUACACCAGAUUGUAGAUAGUCUAAGUUGGGUGUAUUUUUUAUUUACAUGGAUGGUGCAUCUCUCUAUUUAUUGCCUUUGAUUGGCUUAAUUUCUACCUGAACCAUGUGCUGAGGGUGCAGUUUUUCUUUCUGAGGAAAUGGAGGCGUGGAGGCAAUAUGCCAAGCUAAGGUGUUUGAACGUGGAUAUUUGGGUGUCUGAGAUCUGCAGUGCAGGUUGGAGAGCAAGGAAUACAUUAAAGUUGAGGAAGGUACAUUACUUCCCUUAUUUGUAUGAACUCUCUACACUGGAUUGUAGAUCUAACCAUUGAAUUGAGAUCGUUUCCUGUAUUCCUGUCAGUGUUGUAAUUGAGAUAUGCCAAUGGAAGUAGAUACAAAAUUUUUCAAUUUCCAUGAUUGCUUGGAAGUGUCUCAAAUUCGAAUUUAUUGGGAUUUUGGAGAUGAGACCUGGCUUGCCCUCUAUUAUGACUGGAUGAAUUUUUUUCUUUUAGUUUCUAGCCCCAAAUUGUAAUGGGUUUUAUCAACUAGUUUGUUUGGUGGUAUACUUGACAGAGACCCAUCACUAUUGACAAUUGCUAUUUGCAUUUAAGUUUUUUUGUUUUUUUUAAAGCCCUAUUUGCAUUUUAGUUGAUC
Nelumbo nucifera (sacred lotus) is the source of this 2136-nucleotide messenger RNA. Its product is annotated as serine/threonine-protein kinase PBL34-like. Gene Ontology annotation, molecular function: protein kinase activity; ATP binding. Gene Ontology annotation, biological process: protein phosphorylation. NCBI's taxonomy places the organism in Eukaryota, Viridiplantae, Streptophyta, Magnoliopsida, Proteales, Nelumbonaceae. The record is from RefSeq and is a predicted model, not a curated record.